Molecule: messenger RNA, 3366 nt
Organism: Geosmithia morbida
Lineage: Eukaryota; Fungi; Ascomycota; Sordariomycetes; Hypocreales; Bionectriaceae
Product: Superfamily II DNA or RNA helicase, SNF2 family
Exons: 4
Coding region: 1-3366 (1121 amino acids)
Cellular component (GO): cytoplasm
Molecular function (GO): ATP binding; ATP-dependent chromatin remodeler activity
Source: RefSeq, a predicted model, not a curated record
AUGGAUAUCGAUUUCAUGCUAGACCCCUCUUAUGAGCGUGCUUUCGCUGGUCCCUCUGGAUCCUUGACAAGGGCGCCAGAAUUCCCCCUAACAGAGGUCACCUUUUCCGACUCAGGCUCCGUGUCUCUGCCGAGCAGGAAGAGGGAAAGGACAUCGACGCAGAACAACAGCGUAGAUCUGGUCCAUAAGUCGCGAAGGACUACAUCACCAUCAUCCUGGACGACCCGUGACCCGUUCAGUACUCCUACUGAGCGAGACGGUAGCGGCGCACUCGACUAUAUUGACCUUACUGGGGGCGAUGAAGUCAGCAAGCCUGACGUUUUUCGACAAUCAAGGGAAGCCGCUCGGUACGAGCAAGAGGAGGCAGAUCGUAAGAUGGCUCUCCAGCUCUCAAGCCAGGCGCCGUUUUGGUCUGACCAACCAUUCUCCACGAACCCGAACGAUGUCUUUCAUCGUCUCAUGGCCACUCAACAACUGAAUUAUGGCCCAGCGGACACGAGACGUGAGAGCGAGCCCCCGUCAGACAACCUCGGCUCCCAUAGCAAUGAUGGCCCACGGUCGGGCAACCAUGACCUCCCCCGUGACGGCACUUCUGCUACGAGAGGCGAUCCCACUAUGCAGAUGCCGGGAUCCUACAAUGCUUCUUGGCACGAUCCCGAGCACACAGGGCUCCCACAUAACCCCUCUUGGGCGAGAGGCCGGGGGGCUCCGAUGGGGUGGGAGAGUAUGCUACCAGUCUCGCUGGAAAGUCUUCCUGGAGAACCUCCACUAGGUCGAGCAGAUGGCACGGAUCGUCAUCAGUCUUCAUCAGAUAACCUCGAACGUCGGUUUCCGGCGGGCGGUGGAUUCAGGCACCCAUCCGGCGCGCCCUGGGGUUCCAUGCAGCCGGCGUCGGACCGCUUGUCGAGCGUAAUCAACCGCACCAGCCAAUUUGAUUUCGUCAACGGGACCGAUGGGUCGGGCAACGCCCUUCCCGAGAGGGUGACGGACUACCUUCACGAUAUUAUGCACGACUCGAGAGUGACGGAGAAGGAGCUGGACGAUCUUUUGCAGAACAUCCGCCCCGACAUGGAGAUCCCGGAGAAGAACCGGAAUGGUACGCCCGAAGGUCUCAAGGGGACCUUGUAUUAUCAUCAGGAGCUGGCAUUGACGUGGCUGAAGAGUAUGGAGGAGGGGACCAACAAAGGUGGCAUUCUCGCCGACGACAUGGGUCUCGGAAAGACGAUAUCUGUCAUAUCCCUCAUGCUGGUAAGCAAGGCUACGUCCCGGCCAAAGACAAACCUCGUCGUUGCGCCACUCGCUCUGGUGCGGCAGUGGGAAGAGGAGAUCAAGACAAAGGUCAAGGCUCCGCACAGGCUGUCCACGUUCAUCUACCAUCAGAAGAAGGCGACGACGGAGGACCUCCUCAAGUACGACGUCGUCCUCACCACCUAUGGGACCCUAGCGGCAGAGCUCAAACGGCUGGAGAAGUUGCAGGAGGAGGACAGGGAGAGGCGGGUCAACUUCAAUGACAAGGCGAUCGCGGAAAAGUGCCCCCUGCUGCACCCGACCAAGGCCAACUUCCACCGAAUCAUCCUCGACGAAGCUCAGUGCAUCAAGAAUCAGAAGAGUCAGACGUCCAGGGCGGCUUGCCGUCUUCAGGGUACGCACCGCUGGUGCCUGACGGGAACGCCCAUGAUGAAUGGUGUCGUGGAGCUGUUCGCUCUUCUCCAGUUCCUCAAGAUCAAGCCGUAUUGCCACUGGGAUAUUUUUCGGCAGACUUUUGGCACCUUGUUUGGAAAGAAGGGCGAGCCCAGAGGUCAGGCCAUGAAGAGGCUAAGAACUAUCCUCAAGGCCAUCAUGCUCCGACGCAAGAAGGACUCGCAGCUUGAUGGGAAGCCGAUCUUGCGUCUACCUUCCAAGACGGAAACACAGGUCCACGUGGAACUGUCUGCCGACGAGCUCGACUUCUACAAGCAGCUGGAGAGUAAGUCGCAGGUCCUGUUCAACAAGUAUCUCCGCGAGGGGACCGUGGGCAAGAACUACUCCAACAUCCUAGUGCUCCUGCUCCGACUCCGCCAAGCUUGCUGCCACCCGCACCUGAACCUGGACGUAGAGGAAUCAUCCGAGGCAUCGACGGCGGACAUGAUAGAGCUGGUCAAGAAACUGGACCAGUCAAUCGUGACUCGGAUCAAGGAGAUUGACGCCUUUGAGUGCCCCAUCUGCUAUGAUGCCGUGCAGAGCCCGUCCUUCUUCAUCCCCUGCGGCCACGACAGCUGCAAGCAGUGCCUCAGCCGGCUGGUGGACAGCAACAUGGAAGCCGCCAUCCGUCAGGGAAACGAGAGCUCCAGGUGCCGCUGCCCAGUAUGCAGAGGCGAAUUCGACCCUAGGAAGUGCUUCACGUACGAGGCCUUCCGCGAGAUCCACAUGCCCCAGGCAGUCGAGACGCAAGAUGAAGCCAAGGUUGAGGAAGUCGCUGACAGCGAAGACGACGAUGACUCCGGAUCUGACUUCGACUCGGAGGCAGACUCCAACGCCGACGACGUCGAUAGCAACGGCAACCUCUGGGACUUUAUCGUCGACGACGAAGACGGUGAGGACAGCAAGGACGCCGUGCUCGGCAGGGAAGUCAGCUCCGAGAACAAGCUUCGGGAGGGGGGGGGGAGGGAGAAGUUCAAGAAGAAGAACAAGAAGAAGAGGGGCAAGGGUAAGGGCAAAGACGAGGCCGAAGAGGUCAAGCCGACGAUGCUCAAGACGCUUCGCAAGGAAGCAUACAAGAACCGCGAGACGUACCGAAAGUAUAUGGCGUACCUGCGCAAGACAUGGCUGCCCUCGGCUAAGGUGACGGAGACGAUGAAACUCCUGCGGCAGAUCGAGGAUGGCGUCCUAUCCGACGGCAACCACGGCCCGGAGAAGACCAUCAUCUUCUCACAGUGGACCUUCCUCCUCGACCUCCUCGAGGUGGCCAUGCGGCACGAGGGCUUCUCGCACCGACCCCAACGCUACGACGGCAGCAUGUCGGCCACGCAGCGCAACGACGCGGCCCACGCGUUCCGCAGCAAGGCUGACGUCCGCGUGAUACUCGUGUCGCUGCGCGCGGGGAACGCCGGCCUCAACCUCACGGCCGCGUCGCGCGUCAUCAUCCUCGACCCCUUCUGGAACCCAUACAUCGAGAUGCAGGCCAUCGACAGGGCGUACCGCAUCGGCCAGUCCCGCGAGGUCGUGGUCUAUCGAAUCCUCACCACCGAUACAGUAGAGGACCGCAUCGUCGAGCUGCAAGAGCGCAAGAAGGAGAUGGUCGAGGCCGCUCUGGACGAGUCAGAGUCGCGCAAGAUUGGGAGGCUUUCCACCAAGGAGUUACGUUUCUUGUUCAACGGAACGAGGUGA